Messenger RNA from Amorphotheca resinae ATCC 22711, 1079 nucleotides. RefSeq lists its product as hypothetical. The transcript has 2 exons. NCBI's taxonomy places the organism in Eukaryota, Fungi, Ascomycota, Leotiomycetes, Helotiales, Amorphothecaceae. The record is from RefSeq and is a predicted model, not a curated record. Bases 405 to 980 code for a protein of 191 amino acids.
GGUUGUUGGUUGUGUAUCUCGAUGUGGGAUUGGACUCAUUGGAGAGACGGCAAAUUCAUCCUAGCCAGUGUACCUUGCCUCGCAACGUCCACGCGCGCAGCGCAGUUCGCUGCUGUGGCAGACCGUCCGUCCCCCUACGAUAAAUGUAAGCUGCUUCCGCCGUCGAACGGGGGGAACGAGAGGAUCUGCAGCCGCCUGUGCAUGUUUGGCACAGAGUACAGAGCGUCCUGUCGUUGCAUUCGAGGGCUGCGUCGGCGGGCCUUGGAUGUUGGGGCCUUUCUAGAAGACUAGAAGUGAAGCUAGAAAGUCUCCGUGCUUCUGGGGCCUGGCCUGGCUUGACGGUUGACCUGGCUCGACCUGACUUGACGCUGGACUUGGCUUGACUUGGCCUGAACUACUGAUCGAUGAUGAAAAGGCCCCUCGCUUAUUCUUGCUCGCCCGUCGACCGUUGGCCAUUCACGCGUCUCUUAACCCACCUUUUCCCUUCCCACCCCCCCGUCCAGGUUCCCACCCCGUGGUCUGGUCUACGGAGGUACGCGGUCUGCCAGUCCUCAAUUGACACUGACAGUGGCACUACGAACCGUGCUACUCUACGGAUCGGAGAUACCUGCACACGAGGUCCAGCCGUUUUCCCCUCCGAGCCUCCCUUCGAACUGCUGGUUUCCUAUCCCCUCCAUCCGGCAAUCCCUAUCCCUUUCUCCCAAGAAUCUGCCACCAAGAUCGAACAUCGCCCACGAAAGAAAAGCUCCAGCGCUCCGCGCGAGGCUCCCCCGUCCCCGCGCUACCCGUGCGCCGCACCUCUGCGUCUCGGCGUCCUCCCGAGUCCCGCGUCCGAGAGAUCCAAACCUGCUUCUGCGGUCGACUUCUCGACUCGGGCAGGUUCUCCUGAGACAAAGAGGAAGCCUCCCGCAUGUUCGGAAUCCGAGGCUCUUGCCUGCACAGUUCGUCGCCAGUGUCGCGGCGCGGAGAGGGCGAAGUGAACAUUCGAGGCGCCCGAGGAGCACCAACCUAAGUGACAAUGUCUGGGCUAUUCAGUAAAUUCAAGGGAGCGUCAUCUGGAAUUACAAGCCCAGGCGGCA